AUGUCUUCGCGAACCAAGCGCAUCAAGAAGUCGUCCUGGGGCGCCCGGGAGCGGGCCGGGAUGAGCUUCCUCAUCGUGGUGGCGUUCUUCGCCGUCUUCGGGCUGAUCAUCCUGACCGAGGUGCUGAUGAUUGACGAUCGGGGCCGGGCCGGCAGUGUCGUCGUGCGGCACGGCAGCAACGGGGGCCGGUUCGGUGAGUCCGUCCCGGACUACGAUGACGUGAAGGACGACUAUCUCGACGACACGGGAAUCUUCGUGCGAGAGACCAAAUACGGUGGCGCGGUGGUAAAGAACAUAUUGAAGAAUCAGAAAGAUCUGAAACAAUCCUUUGGCAUAUCCGUGCUAACAGAUUCCGCCGAGCCGCGCAACCCGCCCGUCGUGCCCUGGGGCCAGAUGCUUCCGUCGAAGAUCGAACAAACGCUGCCCCGGUACCCGGCCGACACGAAGCCGACGGACGGCUCGUGGGAGAUAGUGAACGGUACCAGGUACAAGUUUUUCGUCUUUUCGGCCUUCUACGAUCGGCGCGACGGCAAGCUGGUGCGUGUUAUCGGGGCCACCAAAACGCGUGGGCCGGAAAAAGUGUGGUGCCGGUUCUGGUACCCGACCGGGGUGAACAGCACCAAGUAUCGAUCGGCCUCGGUGAUGGCUCGGGUGAAGAUCAUCCGUGAGAACUGGAACCUUAAGUACAGCGCGUGCUUUAUCCUGUGCCCUAUCAGAGGCCCCUACCCGGAGAUACCGUACGCAGUGAGCGUGGUUAGUAAAAUACGGGCCGCACCGGGGAAUGUGCUCAUGCUGCGAAACACUGACAACGAUCCCGAUUUCACGAAUCGUACGUUUAGCAACAUUCCGAACAGUAUUGGCGUUUGUGUGAAACCAUUGCAUUUCAACUAUGACCAGGCUUUGUACUUGCUGGAGUUUCUUGAGCUGAACAACUUGCUCGGCGUGAGCCAUUUCACGUUCUACAACCACACGAUCGGACCGAAGGCGUCCUGCGUCCUGCAACACUACGUGAGCGGCGAUCUACCACAGCACAUCACGCCGUACGGGGAAGAAGGACCACCGGCACGGUCGGCAAAUGGAACGGUCCCCGACGUAACUUUAGCGGAAAGCAACGACGUGCACACGCCUACUAAAUACAAUGAAGACAAUACCGCUCAACUGAAGCCAAAAAUCACUGUAAAUAUUUUACCAUGGAACUUGCGGAUGCGAUCGCAGAAGGAGAUACGUACCGAAGGGUUGUUCGCUUCGCUCAACGACUGCUUGUACCGAAGCAUGUACAGAUACUCACAUGUUGCGCUGAUUGACUUGGACGAGUUUAUCAUACCCCACCAUAAUGACACUUUGAUCGAUCUCAUCGCCUGGUUGUCUAAGCGCAUCAACAACCGAAACACGGGCGCCUACUCGUUUCAGAAUGCAUUUUUCUAUCUGCAGUUCGCGGACGACACGCGCAUGUACGAGGGCCACGGUUCGCUCGCGAACCUUCGGGCGGCGCUAACAACGCAGCGGAAAACGCGUCGAAGGUCCAAGCUGCACCCGCAGAAGCAGCGAUCCAAGUACAUCUGCAAACCGGAAGCGGUCAUCGAGGCGGGCAACCACUUCGUGUGGGAAUUCUGCCCCGGCCGAGGCUCGCUGAACGUGCCCGCAGACGCGGCCAUACUGCAUCACUAUCGGGUAUGCGAAUUUGGUGGAGACGACUGCAUCAAAACGCCGUCGCUGGUGGACCGAACUGCGCACCGGUAUACGAAGCGGUUGCUGGACCGCGUUGGUACCGUGUACAGCUUCCUGAAGGAUACCUGCAAUCUGCCCGACAUUCCGAAGGCACCGACGAAGCCACCACCGACACGCAAGAAGGAGCUGAAAAUCCGAGUGCCGAUUCGGCCCGAAAGUGACAAGAAACCUACGGAGGACGUAAAGGCGGAAUCAAACGGUGCGACGGUGCUUGCCCAAGUUGCCGCAACCACGACGCAGGCACAUGCGGCCGCAAUUGAAGCUAUUCUGAAGACGCGUUGAUCCACGGUACACUCUUCGGAGUAUCCGGGGAUGUGCCGCACGUCAAGGGAGAAGCUCACUAGACAGUUAUAAUUUUUCAGCAGCUUUUGCUAAUCCUGUAACGUAGAUAGCGGAAGGAAACGCUGAAGAAACGGCAAGUGGCGCUGAAGGCUGCAAUUGGAAGGCGCGCGCCUCGCGAUCGCCUAUCGUUUACGUAAAAAAAGAAUUAUGGAUUUAAUGUGUUUUUUAGGAGGUGACUUUCGACACGUUUCAUACUUUCGACAACUUGCUCUGCCUGCAAACUGCACGGUCGGAAGGCGGUAGCAAACCCGCGUAGCGUGAAUCUACGACAAGCAAUGGAACUCGUUCGUGCUCAACAUAGGCCACAGUUAGACGCUUCGGAGCGUAGAGGUACAUUAGAGGCAACACAGUAAUGCAAUUUCUAGCGGCAAACAAUUUUCAAAUUCUUCCACGGAUCGCCACCCGCCUGUGGCGAAACACGCUAGGACAACCGGGACUCCCCGUUCGCAUGAGCACGCCGAUAGGGUGAUGGCGAUAGGUAGCUGCCGCUGAUCAGCUAGAGCUAGGGCGUUCGUAUUACCUAACCGAAAUUAUGAUCACAUGCUGUGGCUCAGUUCUAGCACAUAUCGCAUAUCAGAACUUAUCGCAUAUCGCACGAGCAGGUUGCGUUCUUGAGUUGAGAAAUGCGUUACCACUUAGCACCAACAUUACACUCGAUACCGUUCACAGGCCCACACCUGCAUGCGCAGAUGGCAGCAAGAAGCCGACCAAGAACGGCACAUACUUUCGUAACUCCAAAUCGGCCACGCUUUUCAAUCGAAUCGACAGGGAGAGACAUCGCAUCGACUUAAUGUGCACCAAGAGCUCAAUACUCUACCGAUAUACAUAUAUACAUAUAUCUGUAUCGUUUCGUUGUGUUUCGAAGUAAUUUUUGUACCAAUCGUGCUAUAGUGAUUAUCUACAAUUCUCUGUGUUAAGAAACUAGGAUUCGAGUUAUUAGUGUCGAGUUCAUUACCACAUAUUUUAUGUAACACAGCAAAACACGGAAAAAAUGGCAAACGC
Anopheles coustani is the source of this 3072-nucleotide messenger RNA. RefSeq lists its product as uncharacterized. The coding region runs from base 1 to 2010 and encodes 669 amino acids. The transcript has 10 exons. The record is from RefSeq and is a predicted model, not a curated record. Lineage: Eukaryota; Metazoa; Arthropoda; Insecta; Diptera; Culicidae.